Molecule: messenger RNA, 1794 nt
Organism: Cercospora beticola
Lineage: Eukaryota; Fungi; Ascomycota; Dothideomycetes; Mycosphaerellales; Mycosphaerellaceae
Molecular function (GO): oxidoreductase activity
Source: RefSeq, a predicted model, not a curated record
AUGGAAAAGAGCGAAACGGAAUACGAUGUAAUCGUCGUCGGAGCGGGCAUCGGUGGCCUAAGUGCUGCGAAGACAUAUCUACAACUAGCGCCGCAAGCAAAUGUCUUGAUCUUCGAAUCUAGACCAACUCUCGGCGGCGUCUGGUGUGAACAAAACCUCUACGAAGGCCUCAAAACCAACAACUUACUCUCAACAUACGAGUUUAGCGAUUGGCCUAUGGAUCCGAAGAAAUACGAUGUCCAACCUGGAAAACAUAUUCCCGGAAAAGUCAUGUUUGAGUACUUAAACGACUAUGCUCGACAUUUCAACAUUUUCGACAAGAUCCCAUUUCGAACAGAAGUUCGCGAAGUCGAGAAAUUGGAAGAUGGCUGGCGCCUCACUGCCGAGUCGGAUGUGGGCGAUAAAGAUGGAGUUCUAAUCCGUGUCAGCAGCCCAUACAGAACGAAGAAAUUGAUCAUGGCCACUGGACUUGCGUCGAAACCUAACCCGGUGAGAAUACCUGGUGUGGAGGAUUUCGAUAAGCCGGUGCUGCAUCAUGGAGAUUUGAAAGACAGGGCGCAAGAGUUGGCGAAUGAUCCGAAUGUGAAGAAGGUGACGGUGAUAGGAGCUUCCAAGAUUGGAUAUGAUGCUGUUUUUCUGUUUGCGAGUCAUGGGAAGAAAGUGGAUUGGAUCGUGAGGAAGUCGGGAGGUGGUGCGGUGUGGAUGGCGCAGCCUUGGGUUAAGAUGGGGCCUUGGAAAGUUAUGCUGGAGCACAUUGCUUGCAUGCGAUUCUUUUCGUGGUUCUCACCUUGCAGCUGGGGCGACUAUGAUGGUUUUGGUUGGACUCGUGGGUUUCUGAACAGGACUCGGAUUGGACGAUGGCUGAUGGAUGGGCUAUGGGAGGGAAUCCGUUCGGAUGUGAUUGAUCUCGCAGGCUACAGGAAGGAAAAGGCAUUACAACAUCUCGAACCACCUGAGUCUCUCUUCUGGUCCGGAAGAGUAGGAAUCCACAACUACACUUCUGAUCACCACGACCUCAUCAGAUCCGGCCAAGUCACUCUCCACCACAAAGACAUCGCCCACCUUUCCUCCCCCGGCCGACUAACCUUCACCGACUCCUCCACCCUCUCCACCGACGCCCUCCUCGCCAUAACAGGCUGGCAACUCAACCCCACAAUCCAAUACCUCCCACCAAACCUCUCCUCCUCCCUCGGCAUCCCCAGCACGAACCCCUCCCAAUCCGAUCUAACCCUCUGGUCCACCCUCGAAACAAAAGCCGACGCUCAAAUCCUCUCGCAAUUCCCCCGUCUCGCAAACCAUCCAGUCCGCAAACUCCCUUACACUCAACCGACAACACCCUACCGCCUCUACCGCGGUCUCGCCCCACCAAACCUCACAUCCGCCAACGACCACUCCCUCGUCUAUUUAAAAACAGUCCACUGCACAUCCAACACCGUCCUCGCAGAAAUCCAAUCGCUCUGGACGUUCGCCUACCUGAACAAUUUUCCUCUCAAAAUCCCCUCUUCCUCCGAAGAAAUUUAUUAUUCAACAGCUUUACAUUCUCGUUUCGGAAAAUGGAGAUAUCCUUGGGGAUUUGCGCAGUGGUAUCCGGAAUUUGUGUAUGAUGCCGUACCGUAUUUUGAUAUGUUGUUACAUGAUUUGGGAUUGAGGAGGUGGGGGAAGAAGAGUUGGUGGAGGGAGGUUUGGGAGGGGUAUACGAUAAGGGAUUAUGAGGGGUUGGUGGAUGAGUGGAAGGGGAAGGAAGUAGAAGUGGGACGGUGGAGGAUGGGUGGUGGGGAGAAGAAGAUGGAGUGA